AUGCCCUACGUUCCCAAGAGCCAGCGCGGGAAGGGUGAGGAAGGCCCCCAGACGCCAAGGGAGGGGCACGACCUGGUGGCUGGCCUGGUCUCUGUGGUUGCGGCGGAGGCGAUGGCCACUGCCGCCACCUGUGACGUGCUCCGGGCCCCGUCCGAGGAGGCACAGCGUGGGGAGCAGGAGGAGAGCGCUUGCCUUCCCCGCACCGGCUUGGUCUGUGCUCCGUGGAACCAAGUCAAUCAGGGCACCAGAAGCUUCGUGGCGAUUCCUCGUCUGUUCCCCUGGGCCGACCGGGUAGACCCCAAAUCCUUGCUGGAAGAUGGCCUGGCCCUGGUGCCCUUCCUGCUCCGCAAGUACCACCUGAAGGAGCCAACCAGCAGAGGGGAGCUUCUGAACCUUGUCAGCAGAGAGCACCAGGAGUUCUUCCCUAUGAUCUUCAAGACGGCCUGUGAGUGCAUGCUGCUGGUCUUUGGCAUUGAGCUGAAGGAAGUGGCGCCCGGCGAAGAUGCCUACGUGCUGGCCACGUCCCUGGGGCUCACGUAUGAUGGGCUGCUGAGUGAUGUCCAGGGCGUGCCCAAGACUGGCUUCCUGAUCAUGGUCCUGUGCAUUGUCUUCAGGGAGGGCAACCACGUCUCUGACGAGGUGCUCUGGGAGGCGCUGAGUAAGAUGGGGGUGUGUCCGGGCAGGGAGCACUACACCUACGGGGACCCCAGGAAGCUUGUGGAAGAUUUUGUGCAGGAGCAGUACCUGGAGUACCGGCACGUGCCCAACAGUGAUCCCGCUCGCUAUGUGUACCAGUGGGGCCCGAGGGCCCUGGCAGAAACCAGCAAGAUGAAGGUGCUGGAGCAGUGGGUGAAUUUCAGCGGGCGCGAUCCCAGCUCCUUCUCAUCCCUGUACAAAGAGGCUCUGAGGAAGGAGAGAGAGGCCACCCAGCAAUGA
Messenger RNA from Dipodomys ordii (Ord's kangaroo rat), 936 nucleotides. RefSeq names its product melanoma-associated antigen 10-like. The record is from RefSeq and is a predicted model, not a curated record. Bases 1 to 936 code for a protein of 311 amino acids. Gene Ontology annotation, cellular component: nucleus. The transcript has 2 exons. Gene Ontology annotation, biological process: negative regulation of transcription by RNA polymerase II. Lineage: Eukaryota; Metazoa; Chordata; Mammalia; Rodentia; Heteromyidae.